Molecule: messenger RNA, 1265 nt
Organism: Rhodamnia argentea
Lineage: Eukaryota; Viridiplantae; Streptophyta; Magnoliopsida; Myrtales; Myrtaceae
Product: calcineurin B-like protein 4
Exons: 9
Coding region: 75-668 (197 amino acids)
Biological process (GO): calcium-mediated signaling
Molecular function (GO): kinase binding; calcium ion binding
Source: RefSeq, a predicted model, not a curated record
CCGGCGGAGAACAAGAGAAAGAGGAGGAAGAAGACGAGAAAGCUUCGCACCCAGGCACAACUCUACGUGAAGUUAUGCAGUCGCUCUUUGGCUGCUUUUGCAUGAGGAAACGUCAACAAAAGGCUGGUUAUGAGGAUCCAUUCAUUCUUGCUUCAGCAACACCUUUUACUGUGAAUGAAGUGGAAGCUUUGUAUGACCUUUUCAAGAAACUAAGCAGUUCCAUAAUCGACGAUGGUCUUAUUCACAAGGAAGAGUUUCAGCUUGCACUAUUCGGAAACAGUAGCAAGCAGAAUCUUUUUGCAGAUAGGGUAUUUGACCUUUUCGAUGUGAAGCAUAAUGGGGUGAUAGAAUUUGGAGGAUUUGUCCGGUCAUUAAGUGUCUUCCACCCAAAUGCUCCUGAAUCAGACAAAAUAGACUUUGCUUUUAGAAUAUACGAUUUGAAGCAGACUGGUUACAUUGAGCGAGAGGAGUUGAAGGAGAUGGUAUUGGCUCUUCUCGGUGAAUCAGAUCUGACACUUUCCAAUGAUGCCAUAGACACGAUUGUUGAUAAGACAAUCACAGAAGCAGAUACAAAAGAAGACGGGAAGAUUGAUCGAGAAGAGUGGAUAGAGUUCGUGGCAAAGAAUCCCUCCCUCAUGAAAAACAUGACUCUUCCAUAUCUAAAGUAGAGGUGGUAACCUUAGCAUUUCCAAGUUUUGUGAUGAACAGUGAAGUUCAGGAUUAAGCAGAAAGGUAUUAUUGGUGCGAGACUCCGUUUCUGAUCACGGCCGGUAACACCAAGAAAGAGUGAUUCACUCCCACGAGCCAUUAAACUCUCUCGGUGCACUGGGUACAGUACAGAUAGAAUGGUUGACAAAUGUAGAGAACUCGGGCUCUGUCGAGCACUGAAUGUCGGACAAAAUCAUCGCGCAGCUAGAAAUCUUGCAUCUAAUCGCUCCCAAGAUUCAAUCGGUGUUUCUGAUGUAUGACCAACUGACAUCCAAGUAAACACACUCGUUGAGAGCGAACCUAAUUUGUUAAUCUGUUUGUUGAGCUGGAUUCCUAGUGUCGUGUGAAUGACCCCAUUACAAUCAUUAUUUGUGUGCAUCGCAUCAGGAAGAGAUUGGUUGCACAAUGCUCACUGAACCUCGAAGCGGGUGACGAUGUUUCUGCAUCAGUAGUAACUUCUCUUUCUUGAUUGCUCAAACUGUCGGCGUGUCGGGCUUCAACUGGCAACUGGCUCAUCGCACCCUGAGUGUGGCCCACGCUCAUCCUAAACAUGCCCU